UCGCCGCUGUAACGAACACCUACUCUGUGUCUCGCUAUGAGCGCCCGGGUAGCUCGGGCCGGGUGGGCCUGGGGGUCCUGGGGACGCCGCGCCGCCUCGAGCCACCGGGAGCCACCGCCGAACGUCGUGGACGUGGCGGAGCUGCUGCGGGACGCCAGCUCGGCCGAGGAAGGGGCCCAGGAGGCGGUGGCGCGGCGACCGCCUGCACGCUGCUCAGUGCUGCUCUUCCCCGGCCAGGGCAGCCAGGCGGUCGGCAUGGGUGCCGGCCUGCUCGGCUUCCCGCGCGUGCGCCAGCUCUACGAGGCCGCGCACCGGGUGCUGGGCUAUGAUCUUCUGGAGCUGUGCCUGUACGGGCCACAGGAGGACCUGGACCGCACGGUGCACUGCCAACCCGCCGUCUUCGUGGCCUCGCUGGCCGCCGUGGAGAAGCUACAUCACCUGCAGCCGGCGGCCAUUGAGAACUGUGUUGCUGCAGCUGGAUUCAGUGUGGGGGAGUUUGCGGCCCUGGUGUUUGCUGGAGCCAUGGAGUUUUCUGAAGGUCUAUAUGCGGUGAAGGUCCGAGCUGAAGCUAUGCAGGAAGCAUCUGAAGCUAUCCCUAGUGGGAUGCUGUCCGUCCUUGGCCAGCGUCAGUCCGACUUCUCCUUCGCCUGCAUGGAGGCCCAGGAGCACUGCAAGUCUCUGGGCAUCGAGAACCCAGUGUGCCAGGUGUCCAACUACCUCUUUCCUGACUGCAGGGUCAUCUCAGGACACCUUGAGGCCCUGCAGUUUCUCCGGAGGAAUUCUGCUAAGUAUCACUUCAAGCGCACCAAGAUGUUGCCAGUGAGUGGUGGCUUCCAUACCUGCCUCAUGGAGCCAGCCGUGGAGCCCCUGGUGAAAAUUCUAGGCACGAUUAACAUCAAGAAGCCACUGGUUGCUGUCCACUCCAACGUCAAUGGGCAUAAAUACAUGCAUCCCCAACACAUCCGGAAGCUGCUGGGGCAGCAGGUGAUAUCUCCGGUGAAGUGGGAACAGACGAUGCACUCUAUCUAUGAGCGGAAGAAGGGCACCGAGUUCCCCAGCACCUUUGAGGUAGGCCCAGGGCGGCAUCUGGGAAGCAUCCUCAAGAGCUGCAACAGGCAGGCAUGGAAGUACUACAGCCACGUGGACGUGAUGCAGACCAGUGUGGAUCCUGACCACUGAGGGUCUUGUGUGGAAUGGCCCCAGGAUGAGCCUCUGUACCCACCCUCUUUCCUCAGACUUGAGGACAAUGGUCACUGCAGUGUCAGCUGUGGCUAAGGCUUCCCUCAGAGCAUAGCCCUUGAGUGCCACAUUGUGUGACUCAACCCAUCCCUACACCUGACAAGCUGUCUGGCUGCUGGGGGAAAGAAUUCCCCAGACCACCUGCCCGGCCAGCAUGCUGCUCUGCCUCUGAACCCAACCAAGCCCCUCAGUGAAUCCAGGAAGGGCUAGCCUGGGGCAGCCUUAGACUUGCCCUGUUGGUGCUGUGGACACUGCUUGGCUUCAAACCAGUCCUGGUGCCAGAGGGGCUUCUCAGUCACCUGUGUCAGCUGUUCACCCAGGGCCAAGAUCAUAGCUCCUUUGGCCUUCAAUCUGGCCAGUGGCCUUGGCAGCCACUUUGUCUGCUCCUCACUCGACAGCUGGGAGAUUGAGUACCAUACACUGUACAUAUCCAAGAAGCACAUAUUAAGUGCCUGCUGUAUGCCCUAGAGUGGGUGGUCCCUUGUAGAGGAAACUUGGAGCAUGGUGUAAGGUGUAGGGUGUAUCUGGGCAAGAAGGGUAGCCUGGGACCCUGACUGCCUAGGCCAGCCCCAGUUCAUCCAUGGAGACCCCACCACCACCAAGUUGUUCAUGGGACAGUGGUCACUGAAGAAUCAGCUGUGUAUGGCUUCCCUCACAACCCAGCCUGCUCCACAGCAGGGGUGGAGUGAGGCUCCUGGGAAGACACAUAAUAAAU
Onychomys torridus (southern grasshopper mouse) is the source of this 1954-nucleotide messenger RNA. RefSeq names its product malonyl-CoA-acyl carrier protein transacylase (gene Mcat). Lineage: Eukaryota; Metazoa; Chordata; Mammalia; Rodentia; Cricetidae. The transcript is spliced from 4 exons. The record is from RefSeq and is a predicted model, not a curated record. The coding region runs from base 37 to 1179 and encodes 380 amino acids. Gene Ontology annotation, molecular function: transferase activity.